GCCGUUCUAUCACGGCAGUUGGAAAUUAGGUAGUGUGUCAGCCAGCGAAAUAUCUUCGUAAUUUUUAAGAUAGCUGCUGGAUUACUGACCUCACGUUAACUUUCAGCAAUCUAACCUUUCCUGAAACUAAUGUUACACUGAUUUUAAGAUUGUGUGUUCUGUUUCAAGAAUACAGUACUAAACAGGACAAGUCUUUGGGCUAUAUGAUCGAGUAUUUGGAUUUCUAAUAGUCGACAGUGUCGGUUUUCAUCGGGGACCAUACGUUUGGGUGCAGUAGCACCUUACUGUUUGAAGAGUCUCUGGUCAGAGGGAAUGGCCCCUGCCUUGACCAAGCUCACAAAAGACAGACACAGAAUCCACCUGCCCUCUCCUCUGAGCUCCAGCAACAUGGAGGCAGAUGGUGCAAUGCUCAGUCCUGAAUUGGACCCCCAUGUGAAACUGAUGGAGGACAACUUUUCUCAGAAGGUGUGGCUCAACCUUUCCUCCUUGCCUUUCUUGGACACCUGCUGCUCCAAAGGUUCCCUGGACUUCCCCAACUCGAUCCUAGCUCCCCUCCUACAGGCCUCAAGCAGCCAGUAUAAGAGUGUGCUCCUCUCUAGAUCCCUUCUCAGCCUGAUUUCUCUGAACAAAAACCUGAAGGAUUCACAGGCCGCAGCCUUAACAGGUAUGCAAGACAUGUACAUUGUGCCCAUCCCUGAACAAAGUGGCCAGGAUGUGGUGAUGCAGCCUCAACACUGUGGAGCAGAUGGCCCUGAUGUCCCCCAGUCUCCUCCACAUUACCAGGGUAACACCAUGUGCCAGUACAGCUCUGCUCUGCCGACACCAACCAUGUCUAGGGAGGGAAAGCGGGGUGUAGUUAGCACGGAACCUGCCUCAGCUCAAGCCUGGGCGACGAGGGCUCCUGAUCAACCCGUGACUGCAGCAGUGGUGCAGGGGGCAGUGAGAGACCAGACCCAGUGGCAUGUCACCAGACAGGCAGCUCUGCUUCUUAGGGCCGAGAGGAUCCAGAGGAGGCUCCAGGCCCUGCUAGGGGAUCACACCAGCCGCCACUGCAGCAUCCAGCUGGACGCUCUGAAGAACAGGCUCAGGGAGGAGAGGACAGGGACCCUGCCCGCUCCUGUUGACACCAAGCCCGACCCACUCCUGGUACAUGUGCAGAUCCCCGGCCCGGGCAGUAGAGUUCAGUGGCCUCUCGUACCAGAGUCCUGCUCACCUCCAUCAACCUCGACGGAGAUGCUGGAAUUUGCCUGCCGUGCCCAGGCACUGCUGCGGGGUGUCCAGCAGGCCAUAGACUCUGAUGCCACAGACAGUGGCUCUGAUGAUGAGGGCCUGGAGCCUGAACGCCCAAUCAGAAACCUGGCGGUACCAUUAAGCAGGUCUGGGUGUGAGCAGAGCUGGCAGGAGGGGAGGGCAGAGGUGGGCAGCCGGUGGACCUGGUUGCAGCUGCGUGUAGAUGAACUGGAAGGCCGAAUCCAGCAGCUGGGUGACCUUCACAGGCAGAUCUCCUCCACCAAGGGGGGCGUGGUCCUGGCAGACUCCCAGCCACUGACAGACAGGCAGAUCCAGCAGACCCUGCUGACAGAGACAGCAGGCCUGUCCUUCACUGCAGGGGGCCAUGGAGACCUGGCCUCGGACACGGAACCCAGCAGCCCCACACGCCUGCUCCGGAACAUAGAGAGACAGAGUGCCCAACUGACCCAGAUUGUCACCAGCCUGAUGCCCCCCCUCAACCUGUCACCCUCCUCCUCUCCCGUCUCUAAAGACGCCUGCAGAUGGAACGGUCUGAACAAGAAGGCCUUCGGCAGCUGCCUGAAGAAGGGCGAGGACGCGUUCCUCCAGAGGGGGGCGAAGAGGAGGAGGGGGGCGCGCAGGAGACAGCUCCUCCAGGCCGACGCCUCCUGUGUGUCGGCACGGACGCGGCACCUUGUCACCUACCACAAACCCCGGCUCUUUACCUUGAACGGGACCAGCGCCCACACCCAACAGGAACUGGGCUCCGCCUCCUUCUCCUCCUCUCCCUCCUCCUCAUGCCCCACCUGUGAGUCAUGUGACCCCCUUGGCCUGUGUUCUGACCCCGCCUGUUCCAGCUACGCCCCACCUCCUGGGAGGGGCCACAGCAGAGCACACCCUGUGUUGUCGCUCUCCUCAGACACCCCUCUCCAACAGCACCUCCAGAGGGCCCUGCUCCGGGAAGACUGGCUCCAGAGGCCCCUGCUGCUGAAGACGGAGCCGCCCAGCCCCGUCCCCCACCCCUGCCCCAGGGGCCGCAGGCUCAGCUCGACGCCGCUGCCCGGUUCUUCUCAACGCCACAAGCACCAUGGAAGGCAUCGAGGGGGCGGGGUCAGGGGUGUGUCACCAGUUGGGUGGGCGGGGCGGUCCCAGAUGCCCCGCAGGAAGGCCUAUCAAGGGAGCAGGAAGAGGAGAAACUCUCACAGAGUGCUGGAAGAUGAAGACGACCUUCUGUGUUGGCUGUCCGACCCAGAGGACGGCUCGGGGGAGGGGCUAGAGGAGAUGUCCACGCCUCAGACCUCCCACGCACGCAAGCCUCCUGUGCAGGGCCCUAUCCGCAGACGCCAAGGAGAGAGCGUCUACAACAUCGACAACAUUGUCAUCCCCAUGUCACUCGCGGCCACGACCAAGGUGGAGAAGCUCCAGUACAAAGACAUCAUCACACCAAGCUGGAGAAUAGUAGGCACCUUACUACGGGAGGUGAGCGAGGGUGAGAAAGAGGAGGAAGAGGAAGAGGAGGAAGAGGAGGUAGAGCUCCUGUGUGAUGAGAUCUUCUCCCAGAGACACCUGGGAUGUGAGCAGAGAGAGAAGCUACGCUGGGUGUCCUGGGGCAAGAGCAGGCUGCACCGACGCACCACCAGGUCUGGUAGCAGGAGCCUGGACGGCAGCAUGGGGACGGGAGGCUCGGCGUGGGAUUGUGGCCUCCAGUGCGACGGGACUCCGCCUCCUGACUGGGGCUGCACCUACCCGGAGACAGACGCUGAGGAAGGCGCAGGGGAGGAGUGUGUGCCCCAGGCCCCAUGGGAGCAGCGUGUGUUUCCCCUGGGCCGAGAGGAGGUGGAGGCCCUGCACUGGGACCAAGAGGACCCGGCAGAGACAGGGCCUCCCUGGGACCAGGCAGGAGAGGAUUCGAGCAGUGCAGAGGACAGCAGCUCUCUUCUCUCCAACCCUUUCCCCUCGACCCCACCCCGCACAACUCCACCCUCUGUUGGCCAUCUGGGGAAUAGCGCCCCAGAGGAAGAGGGCUGAGAGAGAGACUGGUGUCGUCAUUGAACUCCAUGCUGCCGCCCCCUAUAGUGGAUUCUGGCACAUUCUCUUGGAACCUUAUUUCCAUACCAGUAUUUGUGGCAUUCGUCAGACUCAAUGUUGGGUUUUAUUUUGCCUAAGUGUUUGCAAGGACAGUUUUCUAUUUAAAACAUUGCUAAAUGUUUUUGAAUGAUUUUAAUAAUCUUCCACUGUACCUUGUGGUUCUAGUUAGGAGUCUAGUUUGUAUACUAGCACUACAGCCAAUGAUAGCCUCAGGUCAAUAUCUGUAUAAAGGUUUUACAAUAUUUAUUGAUGUUCAAAGUGCUGAGAAUGUCAAGUCUUAAUAUGUUGUACUGUCAAAGAAUAUAAAUGUGUGUAUACCUAGAACUUUAGAUUCACAUCAGAUCAACUAAUGUUUUUGACACAGUGUAUUUGCAAAUAUAUGUCAGGUGAUACAUUUUUUUUAAUCAUUUUUAGUUGAUACACUGUCUGAACUCAGAAGUUUGACAGAUGGGUCAGUCCUCAAUAAAAUAUCAUUCAAACCA
Molecule: messenger RNA, 3800 nt
Organism: Hypomesus transpacificus
Lineage: Eukaryota; Metazoa; Chordata; Actinopteri; Osmeriformes; Osmeridae
Gene: kansl1l
Product: KAT8 regulatory NSL complex subunit 1-like
Exons: 15
Coding region: 313-3258 (981 amino acids)
Cellular component (GO): NSL complex
Molecular function (GO): histone acetyltransferase binding
Source: RefSeq, a predicted model, not a curated record